GAAACCCGCGCUGCCCCCGCCGAAGUCGAUGAAGAAGGCGCACGGCACCGAGCCGGGCAUGAUCGUGGGGGCCCUGGUCCUCGCCGGCGCGGGGGUCUGGCUGCUGCUGUGCGUGUCGUGCAGGGGCCGGGCGCGCAUGCAGGCGGGCGCGGCGAACGACGACGAGACGGAGCCGAGCCUGAGCGCCAAGGAGGGCCCCGCGCGCACCUUCGGCCGCACGUCGCCGGUGUGA
Molecule: messenger RNA, 232 nt
Organism: Prorocentrum cordatum
Lineage: Eukaryota; Dinophyceae; Prorocentrales; Prorocentraceae
Source: the annotation of a GenBank genome assembly